Molecule: messenger RNA, 1713 nt
Organism: Anoplopoma fimbria (sablefish)
Lineage: Eukaryota; Metazoa; Chordata; Actinopteri; Perciformes; Anoplopomatidae
Product: hyaluronidase-1-like
Exons: 4
Coding region: 92-1426 (444 amino acids)
Biological process (GO): hyaluronan catabolic process; carbohydrate metabolic process
Cellular component (GO): acrosomal vesicle
Molecular function (GO): hyalurononglucosaminidase activity
Source: RefSeq, a predicted model, not a curated record
GUUUCCUCUGACACAUGAAGCAGCAAAAAAAAACGAGACGCGAAGAAGUUCAGACAGCAGUCCUUCAGAAGAGAGCAGCAGAGACACCGCGAUGGCCUCGUACUUCCUGUCCUGCGUCGCCCUCUGUAUCGUUGGAUCAGUCUGCGCCGUCCUCGCACUCCCGCCUACUGAGCCGCCGCUGAUCCACGACCACCCCUUUGUGGCCAUAUGGAACGCCCCCACCGUCCAAUGUCGGCUGUUUGAAAUCCCGCUGGACACGGCGGCCUUCCAGGCAGUGACCACGCCCUCCGCAGUCCCAGGUCAGUUCCUCACCAUCUUCUACGAGGACCGCCUCGGCCUCUACCCCAAAGUCGACACCUACAAACGUAAGCUCUACAGAGGCGGGGUCCCCCAACAGGCCAACCUGACGGAGCACCUGACCAAGGCACGGAGUCAAAUCGAUGAAUACAUCUCCCAGGAUUCCUCCCCUGGGCUCGCUGUCAUCGACUGGGAGUCCUGGCGCCCACUGUGGGAUCAGAACUGGGGGUCGAAACGUAUUUAUAAGAAGCUGUCCAUCACUCACGCCCUGCAGAUGGCCCCGUUUUUGGCAUCUAAGGAGAUUUCCUCACUGGCAAAGAGCCAGUUCCAGCAAGCUGGGCGGCACUUCAUGGAGAAGACCAUCAGCCUUGGCAUCGGCGAGCGUCCGAGCCGCCGCUGGGGCUUCUACCUGUUCCCCGACUGCUUUAACUAUGACUGGAAGAAGCCCGGCUACACAGGGAAGUGCUCCAAGAAGAUCCAGGAACAGAACAACCAGAUGCUGUGGCUAUGGGAGCGCAGCACUGCCCUCUUCCCCUCCGUCUACCUGGGUCAGAGCAUGAGAAAUUCCCCCAAGUCCAAGCUCUACGUCCGCAACCGUGUCCAGGAGGCGCUAAGGGUCGCUGCGCUGCCCAAACGUCCAUACACCAUGCCAAUCUACGUCUACUCCAGGCCACUGUACCGGGACCAGACCAAGAAGUUCGAGACCCAGACCGAUCUGGUGAGCACCAUAGGAGAGUCUGCAGCUCUGGGAGCCUCAGGGGUCGUAAUGUGGGGAGGAACCAAAGACUACAACAACAAGGCUGCCUGUGAGUCCCUGUCCGAGUACCUGACGUCCACCUUAAACCCGUACAUCGCCAACGUGACGGCGGCCGCCAUGCUCUGCAGCGAGGUCUUGUGCCAGCGGAGAGGCCGCUGCGUCAGGAAGAGCUACAACUCCGACCAGUACCUGCACCUGAACCCCGCCAACUUCAGCAUCGUGCGGGCCGACAGGAAGUACAUGGCGAUCGGGCUCCCCUCUGACGCCGACCUGAACGUCUGGGCCGAGAACUUCACCUGCCAGUGCUACGCGGGGUGGAGCUGUUCACCCAGACUGAUUAAGCCGACCACGGUCAGGCUCAUCCGGGUUUAAUCUGUCAACCGUUUUCAGAACUGCACUCCCUGCCGAUCCAUAGAUUUCAUUAUGUGGUCAUUAAGAAUACGGUGUGUAAUUUGAUGAAAUUAUGGUCUCAUCCACAUUCCAUCGGUAUUGUCUGUGUUUAUUUAAACAAAAGAAAAAUACAUGUCAAAAUUAUGCAUUUUGUAAAUUACAAAAUUGUAAUGUUUUUUUUCCCCAUGUCAGUAACAAUACUGAUUUAUUUUAAUUCUAAACCACAAGUCACCUUAAUAAAUGCUUUUCUGAAAACAAUAUAUUUGCAU